AUGUCCUCGCUGGUGAAGGAGGACCUGGCCAAGAGGCUGUUCGGCCCCCGGCGGCAGAGGCUGCACGAGUUCAUCGAGGUGGAGGGCGCGGGCGCCCAGCGCUAUUACCUGUGCGCCGCAGUAACUAAAAGUAAAGAAGUAGAAAUAUGUAUGGUUAAACACUGGCGAGUGGACCGAGAGGAGAAAUAUGAAAUAGUUGAAAAGUGGUUUCUGAAAGAUCUGGAGAUGAUUGAUGGAAAAGAAGCAGAUACAGAUAAUCCAUAUUUUGAUAUGCAUUUCCACAAAGUCUACAAUAUAGAAGCAUAUAGUUGUGCAUCUAAAUAUACCUUUGCUCGAACACUAAACAAACUGAAUGCCACCUACCUUAAGAAGGACUUCAAGAUUGUGAACUUUGAUGACACCUACCUAAAUGAUGAUUCAAUCUGGUCAUCCAGCAAUAGAGAUUUCUUAGUAGUUAUGAGGGUUUGCUUCUAUGCUUCCAACCUUUUAUGUCUCUCCCUCUGUCGUUUGUCCUAA
This is a messenger RNA of Agelaius phoeniceus (red-winged blackbird), 516 nucleotides long. It is a transcript of the gene EXOC1L, whose product is annotated as exocyst complex component 1 like. The record is from RefSeq and is a predicted model, not a curated record. Lineage: Eukaryota; Metazoa; Chordata; Aves; Passeriformes; Icteridae.